UAUUUCUACCAAGUGCCCAGAAGUAUGAGAUUAACAGAGUCAGAGAAAUAUGACUUCAAUAUGGAGAACUUGUAAACAUUUUAGAAGGAAAAGAUGGGUACAAAAACUUAUUCUUCUGAAAAAAAUUAAGCAAUUAUUCUGUAAUAAUUCUCUUAUGUGUGCAGGAAUAGAUCAACUUGAGGAAUUACAAAGACUUUAGGAAUAAGGUCAUACAUGAGCAACAGGGGGGCUCCCAUGGAACAAGUCUAGUCCAAUGGAUACUGGUUUGGCCCAACCGGAUGGAGAGUUAUAUAUGAUCUGAUUCUGUUGAUUACAAUGAGUUCUAUCUCCCCAGCCCCAAGAAACUUUAGUUUUCAUCAUUUUCACCUAUUCCCUUUAGAUCUACUGAAGGUCAACAAUGAAAAACCGAACAUUUACUGAGUUUAUUUUGUUGGGCCUCACAAAUCAACCUGAGGUCCAGGCACUGAUAUUCAUCUUUCUGUUUCUCACCUACAUGCUAAGUGUCCUAGGAAAUCUGACAAUCAUCAUUCUCACUCUAGUAGAUUCUCACCUCCAGAUCCCCAUGUAUUUUUUCCUCCGGAAUUUCUCCUUCUUAGAAGUUUCCUUCACAUCCAUUUUUAUUCCCAGAUUUCUGACCAGCAUGACAACAGGAAAUAAAGCCAUCAGCUUUGCUGGAUGCUUGAUUCAGUAUUUUUCUGCUAUAUUUCUUGGGGCAACAGAGUUUUACCUCCUGGCUUCUAUGUCCUAUGACCGCUAUGUGGCCAUCUGCAAACCCCUGCAUUACCUGACCGUCAUGAACAGCAGAGUCUGCAUACAACUUGUGUUCUGCUCCUGGCUAGGGGGAUUCCUGGCUAUCUUUCCCCCCAUCAUCUUAAUGAGCCAGGUGGAUUUCUGUGCCUCCAAUGUUCUGAAUCACUAUUACUGUGACUAUGGGCCCCUCCUGGAGCUCGCCUGCUCAGACACAAGCCUCUUAGAACUGAUGGUCAUCUCCUUGGCAGUUGUGACUUUGGUGGUUACUCUGGUGCUGGUGACACUUUCUUAUACAUAUAUUAUCAGGACCAUUCUGAGGAUUCCUUCUGCUCAGCAAAGGGCAAAGGCUUUUUCCACUUGUUCCUCCCACAUGAUUGUCAUCUCGCUCUCUUAUGGCAGCUGCAUGUUUAUGUACAUUAAUCCUUCUGCAAAACAAGAAGGUGCUUUCAACAAAGGAAUAGCCGUGCUCAUUACUUCAAUUACUCCCUUGUUAAAUCCCUUCAUUUACACUCUGAGAAAUCAGCAAGUGAAACAAGCCUUCAAGGACACCAUCAAAAAGAUUGUAAAGCUUUAA
Molecule: messenger RNA, 1324 nt
Organism: Bubalus bubalis (water buffalo)
Lineage: Eukaryota; Metazoa; Chordata; Mammalia; Artiodactyla; Bovidae
Product: olfactory receptor 6C4
Exons: 1
Coding region: 398-1324 (308 amino acids)
Biological process (GO): G protein-coupled receptor signaling pathway
Cellular component (GO): membrane
Molecular function (GO): G protein-coupled receptor activity; olfactory receptor activity
Source: RefSeq, a predicted model, not a curated record